Messenger RNA from Spinacia oleracea (spinach), 1544 nucleotides. RefSeq lists its product as uncharacterized. NCBI's taxonomy places the organism in Eukaryota, Viridiplantae, Streptophyta, Magnoliopsida, Caryophyllales, Amaranthaceae. The record is from RefSeq and is a predicted model, not a curated record. Bases 283 to 1239 code for a protein of 318 amino acids. The transcript has 8 exons.
UUCUGUACUAAGUUCACUUCAUAUUUAAACGCAUACAGAUACAGCCGAUACAGGCAGAGUCACCCCAAAGGACCCACUCACGCACACCAUUUCUCCAUCCGCGAGAUCUGCGUUCAUCCCCUCAGUCUCCUUUCUCCGGCAAUUUAGUUCGUGGUUCAGGCUCACAGCAAUAAACUGCUGCCACCGCCGUCCUGCCUGCCGCCGUGCUCUACGCUGCGUCGCUGCUGCUACGCGGGCCGCGGCACCGCCUGAACGCCUGCCGCCUGCCGCCUGGACCAGUGGAUGCGGCUCCAAGUCUCCGAGACUCCGACAGUCCCAAACGCCGGUUACUCUUCACUCUUCAGCUCUUGGGUUCUUCUAUUCAUUAUGCUGGAGGGUUCAGUGAAUUUGGAAGAUCAGGGCCAGCAGAACAGGAUAGGACCAGAUUUAUUUGGUUUCUACAAGUGUGAAGUAGUAGAUUUAUUAACGCGGGAUGAGAGUUUUCUGCCUAUUUCUUCCAUAACUAAAGAAGCUGUAAAAGUAUCAACGGUUACACCGGAGAAUGGCAAAGGAACAGAUAGUUGUUCUCAUAUUUCUUCCUUAUUCAGUAACAGCAUAGAAAAUGUUAUUCCUGAUUUCAAAAGAGAAAUGUUGAAGUCUUCAUUGAGGAAGAGUGUUAGAGCUUUGACACAGGAGGUUGAUGAGAUUUUUGAUCCUGUUAUUCGUGUUCGCCAUGUAAUUUCCUGCUUGAAUUCCAAAAGAAGGGAGAUCUCUGGUGGGAAAGCUCCAAUUGCUGAGGAUUCAACUACUCCCCGUUGCAAGAAGCUCAAGACAUCUUCUUCUUCUAAGGGAGAAUUAUUGGUUGAUCAAAGUAGAGAUGCUGAGAAAGAAACUGAUGCUAGUGUAGAUUUAAAGUUACUGUUAGAGACUGCACCCAUCCUGGUAGAAGAGACAAUGAUCAAACAAUCAGACGAACUACUUGUAACGCUAAAUUACAUGGAAAAACAGCUUGAAGAGUUGCUAGGCGUGGUAGUUUCACAGUGUAGGUCGAUGACUCAGCAAGAGAAACAUCAUCUUCAAAAGCUUAUUGAGAAACUUCCAGCAAGGAAUCUCGACCGAAUUGUGGAAAUCGUCCAGUGUGGCAAGUCGUCAGAUAUUGAUGAAAUUUGUGUUAAUCUUGAAGAACAGGAAAACGUUACUCUUUGGAGACUUUAUUUUUACAUGAAAGCUGUUGAAAAUGCCAGAAAGGUGUCAGCAUAGCUUCCUUUCGGAAAAUGGGUGCCAAGUUGACGGUUUGUUUGUUAAGUGAAUUGCGUCCCAUUUAUGUUAAAAUAAAUUGUGUUUAUGGGGUUUUAAUGCAGAAAACGACGAUCCUAUAAUUAAGCCACAACUAGUCAAAAGGUUACUUUCACCUCGAUUUCAUUCGUUAAGCAAAAUGGGUUACACAAAACAUAUUAGAGACCUGUUAUAAAAAAAUGGAUUGUUGUAUUUAACACAAGCGACCUGUUAUAUGAGCAGAAUUCCAAUAUUAGAGAAACAUUUAAUAAAUCUAAUUUUGUUAUAAA